GGCGAGCCUCCCGGCAGCCGAGGGGCAGGGCCUUUCUCCUCCACGGGUUUAAAGCCGGGAGGUUCCGAGGCCCGGCACCAGCUUUCCCACCGGGACCGCCCAGCGGGAAGACCCCAAGCCUUGGGUGUCCAGUAGAGACCAGCCAAGGAGAGGUCCCAAACAGAACCGACGUCUCUGCCAAGGUCGUGCAAGGCAAGCUCGACAGCCUGCCGCAGGCCGUGAGGGAGUUUAUCGAGAACUAUGUCAAGAUCUGCCAGCCUGACCACAUCCACAUCUGCGACGGCUCGGAGCGGGAGAACCGGCAGCUGCUGGAGCAGAUGGAGGAGCAGGGCGCCGUCAGGAGGCUGAGCAAGUACGACAAUUGCUGGUUGGCGCUCACUGACCCCAGGGACGUGGCCAGAGUUGAAAGCAAGACAGUCAUUGUCACCAGAGAGCAGAGAGACACAGUGCCCAUCCCCAGAGCCGGCCCCAGCCUGCUGGGCUGCUGGAUGUCCGAGGCCGACUUCGACAAAGCCUUCGAAGCCCGGUUUCCAGGGUGCAUGAAAGGCCGCACCAUGUACGUCAUCCCGUUCAGCAUGGGGCCGCUGGGCUCCCCGCUGUCCAAGAUCGGCAUCGAGCUGACCGACUCGCCCUACGUGGUGGCCAGCAUGCGCAUCAUGACCCGGAUGGGCACGCCCGUGCUGGAAGCCCUGGGCAGCGGGGAUUUCGUCAAGUGUCUGCAUUCCGUGGGCUGCCCGCUGCCUUUGAAAAAGCCUUUGGUUAACAACUGGGCCUGCAACCCCGAGCUCACCCUCAUCGCCCACCUGCCCGACCGCCGAGAGAUCAUCUCCUUCGGCAGCGGCUACGGCGGGAACUCGCUCCUGGGGAAGAAGUGCUUUGCUCUGCGGAUGGCAGGCCGGCUGGCCCAGGAGGAGGGGUGGCUGGCCGAGCACAUGCUGAUCCUGGGCAUCACCAACCCUCAGGGCCGGAAGAAGUACCUGGCGGCCGCGUUCCCGAGCGCCUGCGGGAAGACCAACCUGGCCAUGAUGAACCCCACUCUCCCGGGCUGGAAGGUGGAGUGUGUGGGUGAUGACAUCGCCUGGAUGAAGUUUGACCAACAAGGGAACCUAAGAGCCAUCAACCCAGAAAAUGGUUUCUUUGGCGUUGCUCCCGGAACCUCUGUGAAGACAAACCCCAACGCCAUCAGAACCAUCCAGAAGAACACCAUCUUCACCAACGUGGCCGAGACCAGCGACGGGGGCGUUUACUGGGAAGGAAUCGACCAGCCGCUGGCCUCGGGCGUCAAGAUCACCUCGUGGAAGAACAAGGAAUGGAGGGCAGAGGACGGGGAACCUUGUGCCCAUCCCAACUCGAGGUUCUGCACCCCCGCCCGCCAGUGCCCCAUCAUCGACCCUGCCUGGGAGUCUCCGGAGGGCGUGCCCAUUGAGGGCAUCAUCUUCGGAGGCCGCCGGCCUGCUGGUGUCCCUCUGGUCUACGAAGCUCUCAGCUGGCAGCAUGGAGUGCUUGUGGGCGCAGCCAUGAGGUCCGAGGCCACAGCCGCAGCAGAGCACAAAGGCAAAGUCAUCAUGCACGACCCCUUCGCCAUGAGGCCCUUCUUCGGUUAUAACUUUGGCAAAUACCUGGCCCACUGGCUCAGCAUGGCCCAGCGCCCGGGCGCCAAGCUGCCCAAGAUCUUCCAUGUCAACUGGUUCCGCAAGGACAAGGAAGGCAGAUUCCUCUGGCCGGGCUUCGGGGAGAACUCCAGGGUGCUGGAGUGGAUGUUCAACCGGAUCGACGGGGCGGGCGGUGCCAAGCUCACGCCCAUAGGCUACGUCCCCGAGGAAAGCGCCCUGAACCUCAAAGGGCUGGGAAGCAUCAACGUCAAGGAGCUCUUCCACAUCUCCAAGGAGUUCUGGGAGAAGGAGGUGGCAGACGUCCAGAAGUACCUGGAGGAGCAGGUGAACACCGACCUCCCCAAGGAAAUCCAGAGGGAGCUCCUGGCCCUGAAGCAGAGAAUCAGCCAGAUGUAGUCCCAGCCCAAGAGCUUCGCCUUCAGAAUCACCCCCUUCCCCUUCCGUAAGACGCAACAGGACAAGAGAGAGAGAGAGAAAGAGAGAGAGAGAGAGAGAGAGGGCCUUUCCGGAAUUGACAGCGCCCGCAGCAUGCAAUGACCACAGCGAUAAGCAGAUCCCAGAGACACUUCUUAAUUUUUCCGAUAAGACCACAGAGUACAGGCUAGUAACUAACAACUUUGGGAAGGGAAAUCUUAGCACGUCUCCAAAAUCCACAAUCCAAUGCACAUUUGUUCAGCUCUAAGGACACUCAGGCAUUUUGUCUUUUUUUGUGUUUUCACUUUAGCUGUGUGAAUUAGCUGGAAUGCACAGAAAAAAUACUUGAGCUGUAUAUGUGUGUGUGUGCGUGUGUGCGUGUGUGCGCGUGUGUGUACUGUUAUCUAAAAUAUAUUUAAUACCUUUGGAAAAAUCUUGGGCAAGAUUACUACUAGUUGUUGCUAGAAAGAAAUGUUGCUUUAUUAUUGAUGUGUGUGUUUAAAUUAUUUUUAUAUACCAUUGUUCUUUAUCUUUACGUAAUUUCAAUCUUUGCCCUUGACGCCUCUUGGAAA
This is a messenger RNA of Talpa occidentalis (Iberian mole), 2599 nucleotides long. RefSeq names its product phosphoenolpyruvate carboxykinase 1 (gene PCK1). NCBI's taxonomy places the organism in Eukaryota, Metazoa, Chordata, Mammalia, Eulipotyphla, Talpidae. The record is from RefSeq and is a predicted model, not a curated record. The transcript has 10 exons. Bases 318 to 2009 code for a protein of 563 amino acids. Gene Ontology annotation, biological process: hepatocyte differentiation; gluconeogenesis; propionate catabolic process. Gene Ontology annotation, molecular function: manganese ion binding; GTP binding; phosphoenolpyruvate carboxykinase (GTP) activity. Gene Ontology annotation, cellular component: mitochondrion; cytosol.